AUUUUAUCUACAGUUAAAUCUUUCAAAGUGAGGCCUGCUGUAAGUUGUAUGAUUUCAGAACGAAAUGUGUUGGAUCACUUUUAAUUAGUUGUGAAUUACAUACAAACAUGAAAGUUACUUUUGAUUGUUCUGUGGAAUUAACCGAGGUCGGUUUUAUCCUCUUGAUAGGGAAAGUUAAAACAAUUAUUUAACUUGUAAUAAGUGACUUUCCUGAAUUCUUUCUGGGAUCAGCUAGUAUUUAUAUUUAUAUUUGGUUAUAAUCUCACUCAGUUAUGUUACUGAUAGCAUGGGUCAGCACCUUGCUGAGGACAGUAUUGCUGAUUGCUGCAGUAGCACACCUACCUUAUACCCAAGGUUAUUCAGAAGGGGCGCCAAAAGAGGUGUGUGAAGAUCUAAUUCCGCGGCACCUGAAGCCCCCUCAGACCACCCCCUGUCCUUACCGUAUAGAGCUGAGCACGUACUCCGCCAGCAGUAACCCCAUCAGGUACAGUCCUAUCGGGGGCAAUGAGCUCCUCAACGUCACCCUCACCGGGGUCCAGGGGUUCAAGGGGUUCGUCAUCCAGGCACGCAUGGACGACAAGAUAGUCGGCAGGUUCGAACCCGAUCCUGUCAACUAUCAGAUGAUCGAUUGCUGUGAAGGAGAAGAGAACACAGCCACCCACAUCAAUAAUGACAUCAAAUCGGAAGUGGUUCUGCAAUGGGUUCCGCCAACCAAAGUGACGGGACAAGUCUGGUUUUAUGCUGCUGUAGUGAAAACAUUCGACAUAUUCUGGAUCGAUAUCACAUCCGACCCUCUGCAGUUGACUAUGCCCGCAGGCAGAUGAUAUCACAGUCAGCCAUGUAUAUCAAAUUGUUUUUAAAAAAACUUUAAAUAAAAAAAUGUACUCACACUUA
Homalodisca vitripennis (glassy-winged sharpshooter) is the source of this 894-nucleotide messenger RNA. RefSeq names its product putative defense protein Hdd11. Gene Ontology annotation, molecular function: oxidoreductase activity, acting on metal ions. The transcript is spliced from 5 exons. NCBI's taxonomy places the organism in Eukaryota, Metazoa, Arthropoda, Insecta, Hemiptera, Cicadellidae. The record is from RefSeq and is a predicted model, not a curated record. Bases 273 to 824 code for a protein of 183 amino acids.